This is a messenger RNA of Hyalella azteca, 993 nucleotides long. Its product is annotated as probable U3 small nucleolar RNA-associated protein 11. Lineage: Eukaryota; Metazoa; Arthropoda; Malacostraca; Amphipoda; Hyalellidae. The record is from RefSeq and is a predicted model, not a curated record. Gene Ontology annotation, cellular component: small-subunit processome; nucleolus. Gene Ontology annotation, biological process: rRNA processing. The coding region runs from base 114 to 899 and encodes 261 amino acids. The transcript has 7 exons.
AGUUAAAUAGAUGCUUUGUGUGCAUGAUAUUGUGUUAAAAUCUCCAAAAAAUAAUCAAUAGUGGCUACUUUUUACUGGUUUGUAAUAAGAGUUAACCAUUACUGCCGUCAGCCAUGUCAUCUUUUAAGAAUGCUAUGAAAACUCAAAAAGUUCACAGAGAGAGACACCAAAAUGAAGCUCGAGCUCACCUUGGUCCUCUUGAAAAGAAGAAAGACUACAAAGUGCGAGCUGCAGAUCAGUCUGCAAAAAAGAAACUACUGAAGAAGCUGCACAAGAGGGCUUUAGAGAAGAAUCCUGAUGAGUUUUACUUCCACAUGAUCAACAGUCAAACUGAAAAUGGCUUACACAAAGAAAAAGUAAUCGUCAAGGAGUUGACCUGCAAGGAUGUCUUGGCUGACCUGACAUAUGUUAAAUUUAGAAGGAGUAUGGAGUGCAAGAAAAUUGACAAGUUGCGUGCAACUCUUCACUUCUUGGAGCCCAGCACCGAUGAGGAGCCGGACACCCAGAACACUCAUUUACUCUUCGUUGAUACUGAGGAAGAAGCUGGUCGCAGCGCCGCCGAACUCCUCAACACACAUCCUGACCUCAUGAGCCGCCGCUUCAACCGCCUCACACUCGACCAGCUCCAGCGCAUGCCGCAGGCCCAGACCUACCAGAAGACAGAUCUCAAGGCGGCGUCGUCAAGUAAGGCCAAGUCCUACAAGGAGCUCUGCAAGCGGCUGGAGCGCGACGCCAAACUCUGCCUCCUGCAACAGAAACUUGAGUCCAAACUCCAGCUGAUGAAAUACCAGCACUACAAGAGCAAAAGUAACUUCAAGUUACCAGAUCCAAAGUUGGAGAAGAAAGGCACAGAAACGUCUGCUCCUGUUUAUAAGUUUCCUUACAUUAGAAAAAAAUAGUGAAUUAUUCUACGUGUAUGACUACCUCAGUGAAUUUAUUGGUUUUUAUUUACAGCGCUACAUAAUAUGAAUAUGAUGGGUUUUGAAAACUAUG